CGUGAGCUGAUUCUUCUUGAGUAUGGCUUGAUUAAUGGCGACUGCAGGACACAGCAUGUAUAUUAAUCUCCAAUCGAUACCCACCUGUAUCCAAUGGUUACGUGGGUAUGUGACAAGAAUGCUGACCCAUUGUGAUACUAUCUGGUGCUCACAGCCGCCCCCGACGUGAAUGCAUGCAUGAUCCUCGCACGUUCCGUUCAAGUUGCCGCUGGCAGGGAAGAUCUGGUGCUAGCAGGGAAAAUACGUGAGAGCGUGUGGCAGCACUACACCAGAAAGGUAGGCUGUACACCGCCUACUCCUGGCACCCUUGCUCUCUGCUCUCGCCUAUUCAGCUGUACUCGAGGCUCGUCACAAAAGUGUCGAUGAAAGAACGCCUCC
This is a messenger RNA of Phanerochaete carnosa HHB-10118-sp, 378 nucleotides long. RefSeq lists its product as uncharacterized. The coding region runs from base 178 to 366 and encodes 62 amino acids. The record is from RefSeq and is a predicted model, not a curated record. The transcript has a single exon. Lineage: Eukaryota; Fungi; Basidiomycota; Agaricomycetes; Polyporales; Phanerochaetaceae.